CAUAAAUCAGAUUUGGAGAGUUUAAUUCAAGUUAUGAUAAUUAUUUUUGGAGACCAUCCACCUGUAUUUGCAAAACCUAAAGCAGAUCCAGUGAUGCCGCAUCAGCUUGUAAAUUCUAUUCCUUAUCCAAAACAAUCUGUCAUGCCAAUGCCACACGUAUUGGCACAAUCAGGGUAUCCACAACCGCCUCAGCCUAUUGUGUCGAACGUGUUUGUUUCAGCUGAUGUUCAAUAUCCAAAUUAUUCGUAUUCCAAUUCAAUUUCCAACUAUCCAAUGCCUGGCUACAGUGGACCAUAUCCUUCAUAUUCUUCUGUAAGCAAUCGUUGAAUUUUAAACAUUAAAAAAAAUCCUAUGUGACUUAUCAUUAACA
Molecule: messenger RNA, 370 nt
Organism: Copidosoma floridanum
Lineage: Eukaryota; Metazoa; Arthropoda; Insecta; Hymenoptera; Encyrtidae
Gene: TSG101
Product: tumor susceptibility gene 101
Biological process (GO): protein modification process; endosome to lysosome transport; protein transport
Cellular component (GO): ESCRT I complex
Molecular function (GO): ubiquitin binding
Source: RefSeq, a predicted model, not a curated record